Molecule: messenger RNA, 1714 nt
Organism: Malus domestica (apple)
Lineage: Eukaryota; Viridiplantae; Streptophyta; Magnoliopsida; Rosales; Rosaceae
Source: RefSeq, a predicted model, not a curated record
AUGUGAACUCAACGACCAAAGUCUUCAAUCCUUCCUUGAUAAGCAACCAGCACCAAUCACCCAAAAACCCCUCUCUCUCUCACUCCUAAAACACAGCUUAAACUCUCUCUCUACAAAUUUACAGUCAUGAGUAGCAACUCAGUUCAUCAGAACUCCGGCUGCUUCAAUAUCAUCCUGCGCAGGCUUCUGUGCAAUGGAAGCGUUCCGACUCAUCCAUCAGACCAAAUUUCAGAUUCUAACACAACCCAGCUCGCAAAACCCCCAAGAAAACAAAACCCUGAUCCCAAAAUUCAGUCUUCAGCUUCUGUCACGCCUGGAAUCGUGGCAAGGCUGAUGGGUUUGGACUCGUUGCCGGAAACAAAUUGGGUUUCAAGAGGCCCGGACUUGGUCAGUCGGAGUAGGUCACUGAGUUUUGCAGAUUACUUGAUGGAUUUCGACUCGAAUGAUCAUCAGAAUCACCAGCAUCGAAGGGUUCGAACUUCGGUCUCUUUUCGCGAAGUCCCGGAGGUAAUGAAUGGUCAGAAGAGCAGCCAUGAUUUUGUGGUUGUGUAUUUGGACAAUGUGGGUGAGAAAUCGAAGGAAGUUGGGUCGAAGGUGAAGAAAUCCGAGUUGAGUUUUGGGGAGUUGAGGCAGGGGAAGAAGGAACAGAGGAACAAGAACAAGGAGAAAAACAGAGAGAUUGGUGAGAUUAUGAAGGAGGAGAAGAAGGAGAAAAUAGUAAUGAUAAAGCAAAACAAGAACAUUUGUAGGUUAAAAGAUGAGCCCAGAAGGGAUUUUGGUGCCAAAUCUUCAAAGGGUUCUAAAAAUGGUGGUGCAAAUUUGAAGGGGGAGAGAGAAAAUAUUGCAAUGAAGAAGACAACCCAGAAGAAGAAAGUUGUAGUGGAACCAAGAAUCAAGAAGAGAAAGCAGAAAAUUGAAGCUGAAAAGGAAAAAGUGGCUGCAGAUUUUCAUGGUUCCUCAGAGAAUGAUACAAGUGUUGCUUCUGUUCUUGGCAUUGAUGACAUUUUGAUCGAGCAUGAAGCUUGGUUAUCAGGAUAUUCAAUUCCCAUGGAUUUGAACUCUAAGGUGAAACCGUCGCCAAAAGCUCCAUUUAGUGACAGAUCAGAAGUGAACGCAGCUAAAAGGAAAGAUUUUGAGCCGAUUAGGGAGGAGGAAACCAGAGACUACGCAGAGCUGCUGGCUUCCAAAAUCCAAAAUUGGAUAGAGGAGGAUUUGAAAGAAUCAAAUUGGGUGGCCAAGAAUGCGGUCGGGUUCGAAGGUUUCGAAGAAAUCUGCGAGGAAUUUGAAGGGCGGAUUCUGGACAUGCUAGUGCACCAGACCAUUGAUGAAUGUAUUGAGAUUUCUUAUGAAAAUAUAUGGGGAAAUCUGUGGACUUGCAAUGCUACUGCUUGAAGAACAAGGAAACUCUUCUGAAAUGUCGUAAAUAUUCUUCGAUGUUUCAAACCCUAGACUUUUAGUUGAAGCUUGAGCUCUUCCAUUUAGGUGUGAAAGGAGUUCGAGCCUUUUAGCGACAGCUGAGGCACUGACACAAGUAUAGCAGCAACGAAAGCAAUUGGAAUAUGUGCUUGCUUACACCUCCUGCCUCCAUAAAAUUGGCAGGAUUUUGUAGUAUUUUCCAUGAAAUUCUAAAUGUAAUUUCAAUGAGUUUAUACACUUUGUCUUGUGAAAAUGUUGAAUAAUUAUAAUCUUAUAAACUGAUUAGCAUUGACUAUGA